This is a messenger RNA of Gracilinanus agilis (Agile Gracile Mouse Opossum), 942 nucleotides long. RefSeq names its product chromosome 2 C16orf78 homolog (gene C2H16orf78). The transcript is spliced from 5 exons. Bases 1 to 942 code for a protein of 313 amino acids. Lineage: Eukaryota; Metazoa; Chordata; Mammalia; Didelphimorphia; Didelphidae. The record is from RefSeq and is a predicted model, not a curated record.
AUGGCGCCAUGGUCUUCCACCUCUCCUCACCUUCUUGCCACUGGGCAAAAUCCUAACAUUUCAUCCUGGUCAGGACGAGAUAAAAAAAGAGCAAGUGCAACUCAUGGAAAUCCAGCAGAAAGUUCGAAGAAGUUGUUACACUGGGAGCCUACGACAGAGAAGACAAGAUGGAGGACAUCCAAGGAAAGGAAGCGGCCAGAUUCAACAAACUUCAUGGAGAGAUUGGAAGGGAAGCAUGGGAAGUCCGUGGCUGUCGCUCACAAGAAAGAGAAUCACCAACUGACUAAAACCAAACAGUCUCUGGAAAAUCUGAAACACCUUCAAGACCACAAGAUGGAUCAAGAAGAAAAAAAACUCAGAAAAUUAUUACUGAAACCCUCAGAUGACGAAGUGGAAAAUUUGACCUUUGUUCCGUCCUUCAUAAAGAAUGCCUUGAGACAAAUCAGAAGAUCCUCAGAUGAUUUUUCAACACACAGAGAUCCUGAUAUUCCAAGGAUCUACACCACCUACCUCAACACUUUGAAGGAGGCAAACAGGAGGUUAAUGUCUGACUCAGACGGGCCAGAUAAUAUGUCAUCAACAAUCCCACGGCUGAAUAUCCCACGCAGAAGCAGCCUAGACCCAACCAACCAAUUUUUGCAGGAUGCCUUCUCUUCCCGUAAGGGUCUGAAUUCAAAAGUGAUAGACCCAUCAUCUGGUUUCCAGGUGUAUGAUAGAAAGAUGAAGAAUUUAAUUGACAAGAGUCCAAUUACUGUCGCCCCAAUGUUGAAGCCCCAUGAAGUCCUGAGCUGUAGGUACCUGCGGCUCUCCAAGAACAACAUCCAGACCUUGCUCAGAUUGUGUAAGGAAGCAGGAAUGGACGUAGACAUUCAUCCUCACAUGAGUGAAUCAGAAAUGAAUGCCAACCAGAUAUUCACCCGACGACACAGCGUUGCCCUCUAA